AUGGCCAGUGACGUAGACCUCGGGGUUCGGCAUAAGCCUGUCCACGAGAAAGCUGUCGGAACCGCUCAUAAGAUGUUAGUCAUAGGCACUGAAAAGGGUAGUCUUAUUGGCAUUGGUUUGGAUAGCAAUCAAAAGUUAUAUGAAUUGCCCAACAAUUCAGCCGUAAAUGUGUGUCGUUUUGUGGAUGAAUACAGUGUAGUGUUUGGUCAACAAAGCGGUGAAAUACAGUUAAUUGAUGUGAGAUAUAGUGAUAAAGUUGUCAAAUGUUGGCAAACGAGUGGUUCACCCGUUCUGUCACUUCUUGCGUUCAGACAUAAGCAGAGGAAUGGAUUCUUCGCGGGUCGAGCGGACGGAUCCACUGUUUAUCACUAUUUAGACUCAGAUUCAGAGACUUUUCAGUUGAGUGGACCUGAUUUCGAGGCCAUCUAUGAUGUGGCCACUGAUGGCACGCAUGUGUUCACCGCCUGUAGAGAUCAUUGUAUCCGUAAAUAUGAUCUCAACGUUAUUACUAACUCU
Molecule: messenger RNA, 516 nt
Organism: Oppiella nova
Lineage: Eukaryota; Metazoa; Arthropoda; Arachnida; Sarcoptiformes; Oppiidae
Source: the annotation of a GenBank genome assembly